Messenger RNA from Microthlaspi erraticum, 843 nucleotides. The record is from the annotation of a GenBank genome assembly. NCBI's taxonomy places the organism in Eukaryota, Viridiplantae, Streptophyta, Magnoliopsida, Brassicales, Brassicaceae.
AUGGAGGAGGCUGAGUCAGAGGAAGAGGAGGAUGAGCUCCCCAUGUACCAAGAGCACUACAAUGCUCUCUUCUCCAUGGACUUUGUGGAGACCAAGUACCCACAUGAUGACACAAUGAGGCUCUUGGGAUCUUUGAGGAUGUGGAGCUGGUCCUCAAGAACAUGCGCUUGGCCAAGUUCUUCUCUACCGCAUGGAGUCAUACAAGGAGCUCACUUGUUGGGGAUGGAUCACGUUCUUGGCAAGGGAGAAAGGAAGGUGACCUUCAGGCAGUUGGAGAUCCUUUGGUUUCACUUAUGGGAGGGAACCCAUUGGGAUAUCAAGGAGAAUGAGCUCCAAAGAGUUGGGCUACAAUCGCUGAGGAGGUACUCUUCCUCAAGGUCAAGGGCUCAGAUCAGGAGCCCAGUGCUGAGAUAUGUCCACAAGGCUCUUGCCAACACCUUCUUUGCAAGGAAAGCACUGGGACAAUCAAUGAGGAGAACUACUCUCCUACAAGACAACGCCUAUAGCACUGGUUUCAAACGGGAAGGAAGCUUAGUGUUGGAGGGUCAUCACACCAAUCCUUCUGUGCAGCUGGAGUCCAUUUGGACAAGAGAAGGUCUACUCCAGCAGGAUGGAUGGACAUUAAGUUUUGCAAGACCAACCUCCUCAUUGAACACAAGGAGUUGGAUGGGAGGUUCCAAUUCAAGUUCACACAUCCAUUGGCUGGCCCUUCCAAGCUUCUUCUGCCCAACCCUGAGCUCACCACGGUGUAGGAGGUACAACAUUGACUUCAGCCCCCACUACACAUUAGUUGGGCAUGAAGAGGAUUUGCGAGAAGAGGAGCCUGAAGCUCGAUCGAGUUGA